Messenger RNA from Linum tenue, 2711 nucleotides. The record is from the annotation of a GenBank genome assembly. Lineage: Eukaryota; Viridiplantae; Streptophyta; Magnoliopsida; Malpighiales; Linaceae.
CCCCCAUCCAUAAUUCUGUUAUCUUUUUCUCUCUCUCCUCCUUUUCCUCUUUUAUCCUUUUGCCUCUUCGGUGCCUGUUUUUUCAACUCAACAGAAUUCCUCUCUCGAAUUUCCCCCCCAACUCUUGUUGUCACUUUGGAGAAUCGGGAAGGUCCUCUCUCAGAUUCGUACAAAAACAAAUUUCGCGUGCUACUCUUGGCGGCAAAUGGUGAUGAUGUCGUCGUCCAUGGAGGAAUCCUGCUCCCGUGCUCUCCUUCUCUCCAUGGCUCGCGUUUCCCUCUCUGUCGCCGUACGAACGAGACGGUCCCCGACCAUGAAUUCUCGGAUACCCCUGCCUCAACGAAUACCUACGCCUAGCGCCUGCUGAAAAUCUUCUGGUUCGCUCGUUGUUGCUCUUCGUCUUCUUACGCUUGAAUUUCGCUUUCGUUGUUUUUCACUCUGUUCGGGAUCGUUGAAUUUGAGAAAUAGUUAGGGUUUCGGAACCGAUAAUUUCUGGCUGACCGGAGGAAAACAUUGGUUGAUUGGUGGAAUUCCGUGUUUCCUUGGUUUCUACUUGGAGAUUGAUGAACUCUUAGGGUUGUUGAAGUCGUUUCUCCGCUGUGGUCUGCCGUUCAGAACGCUGAAUAUCAAUUUGUUCUGAGUUGUUGAUAUUAUUACGUAGUUACUUUUAGAGUCCGAGUUUCCUACAAGGUAGAAGUUGAAUUUGGGCGCUAGGGAGUUAGGGAGGCGUCGGAGAGAGGAGCCAGGUUUCUUCUGCAUGGCUGGAAGGUGGGAAGUGGGGUUGCCAAAGAGUGGCGCAUGUAAUUUGAAGGACCAGCUGGUGAAAGCCACUCUUCAGAGAGUGAGGUCACAGGGACACCCCUAUGUGGAGCUUCGUGCAGACGGGAAGCGAUACAUAUUCUUCUGCACCCUGUGUCUCGCACCGUGCUAUAGUGAUUCGGUGUUGCUUGAUCACUUGAAGGGACAUCUUCACAUGGAAAGGUUGUCUGCUGCUAAGGUUACUCUUCUCAAACCAAACCCUUGGCCUUUCAGUGAUGGUGUUCAUUUCUUUGAUACUUCUAGCGACGGUUGUACUAACCUAGACGCCAAGGAGAGUUGUAAGAGUAAGCCGUUAGAUUCCCAGACCAAUUCUGACAACCUCGCCAUUGUUGCAUAUGGUGACAAUGUGAACCCUGGCAAUGAUAAGCAGAAUGGUCUUGCUGUGGUUCCUGGUUGUAAGGAUUUAAAUCAUACUGGAGGGAGCUGUGAUCUGUUGGUUCCUGGUGUUCUUAUUAAAGAAGAAGUAUCUGAUUUGAAGGUUAGGUUUAUAGGGGACGGACUGAUUGCUGCAAGGUUCCGCAACAAGGAUGAGGUUUCAGAUGAGAUUGCUAGAAUAUGGUGUGAAUGGUUGGGGAAAAAGGGCAAUGAAAGCAAAGCCGUGGAACAUGAUUUCUCUGUUAUUACUUUCUCUUACAACUACAGUUUGGCGAGAAAGGGAUUGCUUGAUGAUGUCAAGUUGCUUCUCACGGCGCCUCCAGUGGCAGGUGAAGUCACUGUUAGGAAAAGAAAGAAAUCCUUCUCUGAUCCAGAAGAUGUUAGUGAGUCUCUGAGCCAGAGUAACCAAUAUGAUUCAUCCGGGGAGGAGUCUUCUACUUCAAAUGGUGCCUCACCUAAAUUGCUCUCAGACCGAGAUGACUCGUUGCUGCAAUCUAGGUUUCUGUCAAGCAAGACUGUAAGGCGUGAAAUGAGAAAGCAGCAGCGUUUAGCAGCUGAAAGAUUGUGCGACAUAUGUCAGCAGAAGAUGCUCCCUGAUAAAGAUGUCGCAACGCUUUUUAAUACGAAGACAGGAAAACUUGCUUGCAACAGCAGAAAUACGACCGGGGCAUUCCAUGUGUUCCACUCUUCCUGCCUCAUUCUUUGGAUAUUGUUGUGUGAACAUGAAAUGCUCACUAACAAGCCAGACGGUUCAAAACCGAGACGGAAAUCUAGGAGGAAGAACAUUGGCAAACAAAAUGGAAGGGGAAAACUUGCAGAUGUGAACAUUCAGAAGGCCCAAAUUAGGUCUGUGUUCUGCCCAGAGUGCCAAGGAACUGGUGUGGAAGUUGAAGGAGAUGAGCUUGAGAAACCAGCUUUCCCCCUUUCAGAGAUGUUCAAAUACAAGAUGAAAGUGAGUGACGGACGUCGAGCAUGGAUGAAAAGCCCAGAAGAUCUGGAGAACUGUUCUAUGGGGUUUCACUUUCCUUCCCCGUCUGAAGAAACUUUGCAGGAGGAGGUUUUAGCGCUGAAAUCACUGCACUUCUACCGAUCAGAUGGAUAGAGAGGGAGCGUACAUAACAACACUAGUAUGCCAGUGACAAGAUGGUGGAUGGCGGACCUUUGAAUUGACUCUUUUAAGUUUCAGGGUUUGAUGUAAAUUUCCCUGUUGUCGCUUUGACUGGAAGUCUGUAAAAUGUUGUAGAGGUGACUUGUGAUGAACUCUUAUUCACAGAGACUAUAUAGACAAGUUGGACUUAUUUUGUGCGAGGAAAUAGGGUGCGCAAUCGGGAACUGGGUAAGGUAAGGGAAUGUGAAUGUGGUAGAUUGAUUGACACUGUCCUUACUGUAAUCAAAAUUUCUCUUUCGGUCUUGGAAUUUCUGUAUUCUGUUGUCCCCAAAUAAUUUUGUAUUGGUGACUUGUAUUAGCUAACUAAUCCGCAACAUGGUCAUAAUAGAUAUGAACUAUUGGUUUGAUG